This is a messenger RNA of Carassius carassius (crucian carp), 5038 nucleotides long. RefSeq names its product ARF GTPase-activating protein GIT1-like. The record is from RefSeq and is a predicted model, not a curated record. Gene Ontology annotation, molecular function: GTPase activator activity; protein binding. Gene Ontology annotation, biological process: brain development; regulation of ARF protein signal transduction. Bases 462 to 2750 code for a protein of 762 amino acids. Lineage: Eukaryota; Metazoa; Chordata; Actinopteri; Cypriniformes; Cyprinidae. The transcript has 21 exons.
AGAGCGAGAGACAGACGUCAGAGAGAGGGAUACUAUGCAGCCCGCAAAACAGAAGUGUAUAGGGUAGAGGGUGAUGUAAAUAAACCGCGCACUGUAUCCAUACUUUUCUUAUUCCCACCCCCUUUUACCCAAGACAGAGACGGGCUUGGAUAAUGAUUCGGGAGGAAAAGAUUUGGGGACGCCCAAAAUUAAAUUAUCUGAUAACGUAAGGGACCUUCUGAAAAAAACCCGAUUAAUUUUAAGUUAUCGUAAAGUCCUUGUAACGGCAAGGCAAAAAGACACCGCUGCAAAAAAAAAAGGUCGGAGAGAGAGAAGGACCGGCAGUGCUGGGGAGCUCGUCGCCGGCUUCCGGACAUUCGGGGCGGCAUUGAAACCGCAGACGUCGCUCCUGGGGGAAAGCAAGCUAAAAAACCUUCAGUAUUGGACUAAAAUCUCUGGAAUUUAUAGAUUUUGUUUCAGCGAUGUCCAGGAAAGUCCAAAGAAGCGAGGUGUGCGCCGACUGCAGUGCACCAGACCCGGGCUGGAGCAGUAUAAACCGAGGGGUUCUGAUCUGCGAUGAGUGCUGUUCUGUGCACCGGAGCCUGGGCCGUCACAUUUCCAUCGUCAAACACCUGCGACACAGCGGCUGGCCUCCUUCCCUUCUGCAGAUGGUGCAGACUCUGGCCAGUAAUGGAGCAAACUCGAUCUGGGAACACUCUCUGCUGGAUCCAGCACAAGUUCAGAGUGGGCGCAGGAAACCGAACCCACAGGAUAAAGUCCACCCCACUAAGUCAGAGUUCAUUCGCGCCAAGUACCAGAUGUUAGCCUUCGUCCACAAGCUGCCCUGCCGUGAUGAUGAUGGGGUCACUACGAAGGACCUCAGCAAGCAACUCCACUCAAGUGUGAGGACAGGAAGUCUGGAGACGUGUUUACGGCUGCUGUCACUGGGGGCACAAGCCAACUUCUUUCACCCGGAAAAGGGCACGACCCCUCUACAUGUGGCUGCCAAAGCAGGGCAGGUUCUGCAGGCCGAACUGCUGGUGGUGUAUGGAGCGGAUCCAGGAGCUCCAGAUAUCAAUGGCCGCACACCCAUAGACUAUGCUCGGCAAGCAGGUCACGUGGAGCUUGCCGAGCGUUUGGUAGAGUGUCAGUAUGAGCUCACAGACAGACUUGCCUUCUAUCUGUGUGGACGUCGCCCAGAUCACAAGAACGGUCAUUAUAUCAUCCCUCAGAUGGCAGACAGAGCUCGCCCUAAGUGCCCGACGCAGAGCCUGGACCUCUCUGAACUGGCCAAGGCAGCCAAGAAGAAGCUUCAAGCGUUAAAUAACCGUUUGUUCGAGGAGCUGGCUAUGGAUGUGUACGAUGAAGUGGACCGUAGAGAGAAUGAUGCAGUGUGGCUCACAACUCAAAACCACAGUACACUUGUGACGGAACGGAGUGCUGUCCCCUUCUUACCUGUCAACCCUGAAUACUCAGCGACACGCAACCAGGGGCGUCAGAAAUUAGCUCGCUUUAACGCACGGGAGUUCGCCACCCUCAUUAUCGACAUUCUCAGUGAUGCCAAGCGACGGCAGCAUGGAAAAGGCCUGACAAGCCCCACAGACCCGCUGGAUCUGAGUCAGGUGGAUGAUGACCAACACGAUUAUGACAGCGUAGCAUCUGAUGAAGACACAGACAGCGAGCUAACUGCACAGAAUAACAACAACACACAGCGCAACAACCGGGCCAAGAGCAUGGACUCGUCAGACCUGUCAGAUGGGCCAAUCACACUACAGGAAUAUCUGGAUGUGAAGAAAGCAUUGGCCUCCUCAGAGGCCAAAGUUCAGCAGCUCAUGAAGGUCAACAACAACCUGAGUGAGGAGCUGCGGAGGCUUCAGAAGGAGAUCACGCGGAUGCAGACGGAGAACAGCGCGCUGCAGGGGGCCCAGGCUGGGGCCGGGGGUGCUCUGACUGGGGGUGGUGGCCCAGGGCUGUGGCCUGGUGGGGUAAGGGGUACGGGCGGUAGCGGAAGGGUAGGUGGAGGCUCCAGCCUAAAUGCACCCUCAUCUGCCCCCCUCCGCCGGGAUAGACAAGCCUUUUCUAUGUAUGAGCCUGUGGGGACCACCCCCAAACCUCUCACCCCAGCCCUAGACCCCCUGACGGGCCGCCUGCAGCCUCUCAGUCCCGUGCGAAAGGGUGCUCCUGCAGGUCCCACCCCCUACGGAGGAGCACACCUGUCAGCCUCCACUGACGGCCGAUAUCAUCCUCUAAAAGCAGGAGAGAAAUAUGGGAGCGGAACUGAUAGUGACUAUGACAACUCUCAAACAUACGAUGUCUCCUUUGGUAGUGUGGGACGCAGCAGUGAGGAGGACAGCAGGGGGGAUGUGGAAGACACCGAGGGUGAGCCGGACCCCACGCUGCCCUGCACAGAGGACGUCAUCCUCAAAACCGAGCAGGUCACCAAGAACAUUCAGGAGCUCCUGAGAGCUGCACAGGAGUUUAAACAUGACAGUUUUGUGCCCUGCUCGGAGAAGAUCCACUUAGCUGUGACUGAAAUGGCCUCGCUUUUUCCAAGGAGACCAGCGCUAGAUGCAGUUCGUUCUUCCUUGAAGCUCCUGGCGGCCAGUGCGUCCCGCCUGCAGGUGGAGUGUCGUAAAGCGGCGCCCUCCGACUCAUCGGCCACGACGGUGGACUACCAGCUCCUCACCCAGCAGGUCAUCCAGUGCGCCUACGACAUUGCCAAAGCUGCCAAGCAGCUGGUCACCAUCACCACCCGAGAGAAAAAACAGUGACCCCCCGGCACACUGGGGUCCACCGGGCAGGGGCAAAGACUGAGAAACAGGAGAAAAGAACAAGACACUAAGUAAAACUGAUGGCUGGGAAUCGUUGGUCAGGUAGAUGGAAAAAAGAGGGGAAAAGAAAUGGUGUUGAAGCUAGCUGUGGCACUCGGACGCAGAGAUGUCAAAUGCUUAGGAGAAGCCGAAUGGAGCGGCCUACUUUUCCUUCCACUCCUUUUCUUCUCUUAUUUCAGUAUGUCAGGAGGAUCUUCUUUCAUCUAAACACUACACAGACAGACCCACAAUUCAGUGCUGAUGGUCUGUUAGCGCAUGGGAGGCUAUUUUUUUCUUUUUGUGAAACACACAAGCACUGCUCAGAGAACCAGAAACGUUCCUCCUAAAUCAUUUUUCCUCUCUUUCUGUGUCUUUCAAUUGAUUUAGUGUUUUUAAAUGCCGCUUUUCUUGGAACAAAUGUACUGAAUUUAAAAAACAACACUGGAGUUAUUUUAAUGAUUAUGACUUAUGUUUUGUAUUAUUGUUACAAUUAUUGAUGUCUUCUGUUGAUUUUUGUUUCAUUUAGUUUUGGUGGAAAUCACACAGCUUUGUGAACAUUGACAGGGGUGAACAAUAACCUGUGAAAACUAACCAGAACACUCCCGUCCUCCAGUGGUAGAAGCACUGGUUCACUCACAGUGUUUUACUCGGUAUACUAAAAAAAUGUUUGUCGGAGUACUAGCCAAAGGAGCAGAGGGGAGUGAUGACACUACAGUUGCGGAUCCCUCUUUUUUUGUCUUCAAGCACAAAGACGGCGUUUGGGGUUGAUGUACAGAAAAGUUUUGCCAGGUCUCACCCUGGUUCAUCUCAUCUCAAUCCCUACAUUAGUGGGUUUCGGUAUCAGAACAGUGCGAAUGUGUUAGCACAAUCAUCACAUUGUCUUUAGCUUAUUAAGUUAGGACAAAACCAUCACUUUAGCACAACAUGUUGAUUUUCUGCACAUAAUCGAAUGGCCUUUUUCGUCAGUUUAGUGGAGUUUUCACUUCAGGACCAGGCUUUUUGUGUGUGUGGUGGUUGUUUGUUUUCCUUUAGAGAAUAUUUGAUUGCUUUGUUCUUUAUAAUUCAUGUUUUUUUUGUAUCAAGCAUAUGUGUAGUUAAUGGUUAUUAAUGUAAGAAGACCCUUAUUAUGUUCUAUAAGCUACAAGCAUGUGAAUGUUGAUGGUUGAAGAUGACCACUAUCAAUGUUCUCAUCACUAACAUUUUACAUACAGUCACAGGGAAAACACGUCACGUCGGUGAUCGUCCGUCUGCCUCAACAGGACCAGUGAAGUCACAUUUUGUGGCACCAGUCAGGGCGAUCGGGCUCACUUUUGAAAAUUGUGGGAAAUGACUCCCUCUCUAUGUUGAUGUUCAUGGGAGAGGAGUCGAACUGAAGCUUCCAGUACGUAUGCACGCGUAGAUGAACAUCUGUGUGUGCGAGCGCGAUCAAACCAAGUUUUUGUUGUAGUUACUUUGCAUUUUAGAUGUCAUGCUACGAGCCUUAAACUUCCUGUUGUUUUCCAUAUCAGUUUUACCCACCAGCCUUUUAAGUUAAGCCAUUUUUUUCUUUCUUGCCUUUUGUUUCUUUAACUUGGGGAAUGGGAUAAUGUUAGCAUCCCCUGUUAACGUAUCAAAAAGAUUGUCUGAAAAUCUCUGAUCAUUGCCUUUGCACAUCUGCUAGACUGACUUUAAUCAGUAAUUUAAUCAUGUGACUGGCGUCUCGCUCUUCCACGCUACAAGCACAUAGUGAGUAAAACAGUGAAUGCUUCCCCCCAGAUUGUUAGUUUUCCACUAAAUAUGACCAGAUGGUUUACUGUGGUAAUGACUUGGGAGAAAGAGCCUGGGCCAUUAUUUAAUAAGCACUAAAUUCAGAGAGAUAUCUGAGAAAGGAAGUCAUUGCACACAUACUAUAUGUCCAACUCUCAAUCUGAUUCCUUUUGAGUAGUUUGUAGAUUUUCCCAGCCAUCCUGCUGCAGAUGCAUACUUUGCUCACAUAAUGCACCGGUGAAAUUAUUUUUAAAUAGAUUAAUGCCACAAACACACACACACACACACACACACUUCCAUGAUCAGUCAUACUGGCUGCACUAUACUUGUUAUGACUGUUCUUUAUCACAUGGUUUUUACAUGAGAGAUUAACUGAUGGGAGAAACUUGUUUAGCAGAAGCUACCUGUAAAAUAUUGAAAUUAACUAAAAGACUAAGCAAAACCAUUUAAAUCGUAAUAAAGACUCAUAAGCUGUACAUUUGUAAUAAAUUAAAGAAAAAGUU